Molecule: messenger RNA, 531 nt
Organism: Linum tenue
Lineage: Eukaryota; Viridiplantae; Streptophyta; Magnoliopsida; Malpighiales; Linaceae
Source: the annotation of a GenBank genome assembly
AUUAUCUUUCUCAUUUUUUAUAAUCGCUCCAAUACCCGACCCACUACCAUUAAACGUUGUUGCAUCAACGUUGAUCUUGUAGAGCCCUCUUAUUGGCAGCUCCCAUAUGACCGGCCUCUGCAUGCGUGAGGUUUUUCUUUGAGAUGCUCCCAGACGCAAGUCUGGUCCAUAAGGAUCCUCUUCCAGCUCAAGUUUGGAGGUAUAGUAAGCUUUGGGGUGGCCCACAAUGCCACAAGUGUAGCAGAACAUUGGAAGUCCUCACGAAGAGUAUCCACUCUCGAGUCAACCCAUAUCAAGGAGCCAAGACUCUCUCCUAUCUUGUGUGCCAUCUCAGUAGUCUUCAGUGCAUCAUGUAAGCCGAAUACACGAAACCAGAUAUCCAUUGUAUAGAAAUCUUCCACUUUUGGUUUAUGAAACGCAUUUGCCGCCUUGAAAAUCAUUAAGUUGUUUUCAUAGUGCCAAGGUCCAUCUAAGAGAACUUACUCUCUAUCUUGUUUAUCAAGGAAUUGAAAUCCAUAAAUCUAGUCACCC